UGUACCACACCUCAUUGCCUUCUUACAUCAAAACUGAGUUUUAUCUAAUCUUUCCACAACUUAUUCCAUUUUCUUCACUUCAUGGAAUCAAAUAACAACGAAGAAAACAACAUGAACAGAUGCGAAAACGAAGCACAAAAGAUCAACCAUUUUGAAAAGCUCCCUAGAGAAGUCACCUGUGACAUACUGUCCAGGUUGCCCUUACCAUGUCUUAUGGAAUGUAAGUUAGUCUCCAAGCUCCAUUAUUCUUCAGUAAAACAUUCUUUGACGAUUUCAAUGCAUCUUUCUCGAGCAAAACAUAACAAUCCUUACCUCAUAUGCUUCUCUGACUAUCCCAUAAGCAAGCUUGAUUUUGUUGAUUUAAACAGUAACCCUGAAAACGACAUCUUCUUAACUAAGACUCCCAUACUACCCUUCGACUCAGCUCAUUCUACUUUUGAUGUUGUGGGUUCCUGUAAUGGACUGAUCUGUUUAUACAACCGCUCACAUAAUGAUCCACUCUUCAUAUUCAACCCUUUCACCAAAGAAUAUAGAGAGUUACCCCAGUCGAUCAAUCCUCCACAUCUGAAUGCUGUAAGGGUAGUUUUUGGAUUUGGAUUUCAUCCAAGGACUAAGGAAUACAAGGCCAUAAAGAUAGUGUAUUACAUAGAGGGAAACAACUUCUUUACGGCAACCAUUAAAGAGACUCGUGUUUAUGUUCUUAACUUGGGUGAUUCUGAAUGGAGAUGUAUAGCUCAAAAACCUCACAACCUUAUUAUCUGCCCAGCUUCUGACGUAUUAGUCAAUGGAAAUCUUCAUUGGCUAACAGUGAAGUUUGAUCAAAAUGGAGAAGAAACUCGCCAAGACAUUGUGUCUUUUGACUUAGCCACUGAGGAAUUCCAAGUCAUUCCACAACCUAUGGAUUUGGGUUUGAACAAGUCUCUCACCCAUCUUGUGACGUUAAACGACCGUCUAUCGGCUGUCGUUUCGUCUCAGAUUGGGCAACAUGAGAUAUGGGUUUUGAAGGAUUACAAUGUGAGGGAGUCUUGGAGCAAAGAAAUGGUCAUUCCUGGUUAUGUUCCACUAGGGUUCAGAAUGGACAGUGCUCCUCCUGCUAGAAUUAGAUAUAAUGGAAGUAGGAGACGAUCAUUUCGUGUUUUAGGUAGUUUACAUGGUGGAGAUGAGAUUUUGUUUUCAUAUAGAGAUCGAUGUUUGGUAUCAUUCAAUCCAGAUCGUGAAGAGUUCAAGGAUUUUCGAACUGAAGGGCUUCCUGUUGUGUUUGAGACAAUCGUCCAUAUGGGUAGUCUCAUUUCUCUUGAUGAAGCUUUUGCCAAUCAUCCUACUCAGCACCAUCCUAUUGCCUAAUCCAAAUGAAUAUACAUAAAAGUUACCACUACGGUUUUGAU
Molecule: messenger RNA, 1385 nt
Organism: Humulus lupulus (European hop)
Lineage: Eukaryota; Viridiplantae; Streptophyta; Magnoliopsida; Rosales; Cannabaceae
Product: F-box protein At3g07870-like
Exons: 1
Coding region: 82-1344 (420 amino acids)
Molecular function (GO): protein binding
Source: RefSeq, a predicted model, not a curated record